This is a messenger RNA of Penicillium malachiteum, 999 nucleotides long. RefSeq lists its product as uncharacterized. The transcript has a single exon. The record is from RefSeq and is a predicted model, not a curated record. The coding region runs from base 1 to 999 and encodes 332 amino acids. Lineage: Eukaryota; Fungi; Ascomycota; Eurotiomycetes; Eurotiales; Aspergillaceae.
AUGAGGAACCACUGCGAGGACAUCAAUUUCAAAUACGAAGAGGGGGUCCUGACUACAACACCAUGUACCCCAAACACCGCAAAGACAUACGAUAAGCUGAUUAAGCAAAAAAUUGCUCAGGAUAUCAAGCUCGACGAUAUUUCCCUCUACCAAGUCAGAAAGGUGAGGAGUGGUAAUGAUUGCCAGUCCCACAACGAUGAUAUUGACGGGAAUGGCUAUGUCCGAUCAACAAGACAGCCAAGAGGGAGGACCAUAAUCGCGCGCUGCUUCGGGCUGAACUGGUUUGUACGCCUUGGGAAUCAUCAUCUCAUGGGGCGCGACUUUCGGGACAGAGUACCAUGGCUGGUAGAGACGGUCCGCCCACAGAAUGUGGCCCCGUUCUCUACUGGCUAUAUCGUGGUUCCUGAAGACUUUGACUUAAGCGACGCACAAGUUGUUGAGAAUAUUUGGUUUUUCAAUGACCAUGAUCCACAGCACCUGGGCUACUCGGAGGUGGUCCGCAGAAAUAAUGAUGCUCGUACUAUCAUGCGUCAAGACUUGGAUGGCUGGGCAGUGAUCCCAGGGCAGGCUGGCAGUACAGAUUUCUCAAUUGUAAGAAUCAUUGACAUUUCAGGUUUCCGUGUUAAAGCAGGUAAUCCGCAGUUCAUCAAUCCCGCCCUCUGGGCCCCAGACCGGAACCUCUCGGUCGCUCACGCACCUCAUCUCACACAAGUCAGUCGUCGCAGACUUCUCACUCUCAUCCCCCCCCGUGUCACACCAGAUGACUUGCUCCGCGACCCUAGCAAACUACCGGACAGCUCGCAUGAUCUGAGAACCCAAGUAUGGCAGUGGGUAACCGAAGAAGUUGAAAAGGAGGAUCUCAGGCACUGGCAGGUAGCCCAUGGGAGCGAUGUAUCCCUUAUCUUGUUUAUGGAAAUACAGACCCUGUGCUUUGAAAAAAACAAAGUAACAUGGAUCUACACUACCUACUGUCCUAUGCUGUCUCAUGCUUCAACAUAA